Messenger RNA from Coniosporium apollinis CBS 100218, 510 nucleotides. RefSeq lists its product as uncharacterized. Gene Ontology annotation, molecular function: ribonuclease III activity. Bases 1 to 510 code for a protein of 169 amino acids. Lineage: Eukaryota; Fungi; Ascomycota; Dothideomycetes. The transcript has a single exon. Gene Ontology annotation, biological process: RNA processing. The record is from RefSeq and is a predicted model, not a curated record.
AUGUCACUCAUGCGCCGGACCCAGAGGAUCGAAGGAUGCCAAGCCGUUCUGGGCUAUGACUUCAACGAUUCUGACCUCCUCUGGGAAGCUCUCCAGGCAGCUGGAUCACCAGUCUUUGCCGUCGGACGUCGAUUUCUUCCUGAUGGCAACAAGCGGCUCGCCAUUCUUGGAGAUGCUGUGCUAAAGCUUAUACUUAUCCGCGACGGCUACGUUCACGACGAAAGCAGAGGUACCGGUGCCACCAUUGCUGCCCUGGUAGAAAAGCUCAUGUGUGAUCCAGGGAUUAUGAACCGAAACGUUUCCACAGUCGGCUCGAACACAAACCUCGACAGCGUCGGUCGACGCAACGGGCUGAAUUCCUUUGUCGAGGGAAAUCCUUCGCAGCAGGGAGUCGUGCCUCCCAAUACGAUGGCUGCCACCGUUGAAGCCAUCCUCGGCGCUGUCUUUCUCGACAGCGGAUUGGAAAGCGUCGCCGAGGUCAUGGAGACUCUUGGCCUUGUGCCUGCUUGA